AUGGAUCCAGAAGUGUGCAAAACUGUUACGGAUAUACAAGUUGGAGAAGUUUAUCAAGUCAUGAGACCUUCUGGUCACUACUAUCCUGCCGCUGUAAUUGAAAGUCGGGCAAAUGGUGAUGGCAAUAAAGAAUAUUAUGUUCAUUAUUGUAACCAGGAUCGUAGGCUUGACGAAUGGGUCAUAGCUGGAAGAAUUGACUGUUCUGAAAAGCUUAAAAUUGCUGAAUCUAAUGACCGUUUAACAGCGGAUUCCGUUGAGCUUGACGUUUGGUUUACUAGGAAUCGGAAACGCAAGUUAAAAGAAACUGCUAAACUUCUUCAGGAAGGUGAUUCCAUCGAUUCAGCUACACAAAAAUUAGAACUUGAGCAUCAAGAAUUUACACGAGUGAAAUUCAUUGAUCAGAUACAAUUUGGCAAAUAUGAAAUUGAUACAUGGUAUUUUUCACCAUAUCCUGAAGAGUGUAGGCAGGUUAAAAAAUUAUGGAUAUGUGAAUAUUGUUUAAAAUAUAUGAAAUGUUCUGAGACUUGGCUGAAACACAUACAGCAUAGUUGUAAAGUGAAACAACCACCUGACGGAAAUUUACAAAAGCUCUAUUGUCAAAACUUAUGCCUACUGGCCAAGUUAUUUUUGGAUCAUAAAACAUUAUAUUAUGAUGUUUCACCGUUUGUAUUCUACGUCCUCUGUGAGACUGAUAAUGCUGGCAUACAUCUUGUUGGUUACUUUUCCAAGGAGAAAGUUUCCGCUGACAACUAUAAUCUAGCGUGUAUCUUAACUUUACCACCAUUUCAAAGACGUGGUUAUGGUCAUUUUUUAAUAAGUCUCAAACAUCCGAAUUGUACCAUGAAUGAGUUGAGUACAAAAACGUGUAUUAGUAUCGAUGAUAUAAUCUGGACACUGCAAAAUCAUCCAAUUAUUUGGAAUUGGCAACAUGGUCAUCAUAUACAUAUACAUCGUGAAACUGUACGACAAUAUCUUGAACAGUUAAAUGAACAUUCUGCUAAUUCUUGCCAUACAGACAGUUAUGUUGGUGAUAGUAGUAAUAAUAAUAAAAAUGAAGGUCAGCGUAAUAAUGGCAAAGGUAAACGUCGUAAAGUACAGAAAAGCUCUUAUAUACUUGAUAUUAGUCGUUUGAAAUGGAAUCCAUCAGUCAAGUCAAAGAAUAAAGAAGUGAAAUGUAACUGAUCUGAUCGAUUGUAUGUAUAUAAAGGCAGUGACUGCGAUUGAGUUUUUCAUAUAUCGUUUUGUU
Molecule: messenger RNA, 1246 nt
Organism: Heterobilharzia americana
Lineage: Eukaryota; Metazoa; Platyhelminthes; Trematoda; Strigeidida; Schistosomatidae
Source: the annotation of a GenBank genome assembly